Molecule: messenger RNA, 8359 nt
Organism: Gallus gallus (chicken)
Lineage: Eukaryota; Metazoa; Chordata; Aves; Galliformes; Phasianidae
Gene: DIAPH2
Product: diaphanous related formin 2
Exons: 28
Coding region: 165-3947 (1260 amino acids)
Biological process (GO): actin cytoskeleton organization; actin filament polymerization
Cellular component (GO): actin filament; cytoplasm
Molecular function (GO): small GTPase binding; actin binding; microtubule binding
Source: RefSeq, a predicted model, not a curated record
AGCGUCUGAGGCGGUUGAUUGGGAGUAGGCGUCCUGAGUACCACCAGGAACUGCUUUAGCCGCGGCGGGGAGACGCCCCGUUGCGGGUGCCGACUCUAUGGGGCCGUGAGGAUACAGCCCUGACGAAAAAGGGGCCUUGUGCCGGGCGCGGAGCCGCCGGAAGGAUGGAAGAUCAGGCAGCUCCGGGCUCUGGGGGUGGCGACGAGCCCCCGGGCCCUACCAAGAUGAAUGCAAAACGGAGCGGGCGCUCCUCGGAGGAGGAGACCCGGAACAAGACGAAGUUGAAUAUCCAAAUAAAAACUUUGGCAGAUGAUGUGCGUGACAGAAUAACAAGCUUCAGGAAAUCCACAGUGAGAAAAGAGAAACCGUUAAUUCAGCACCAUGUUGACACACAACCUCCUAUUAGUGAAAUUCCCCUCGCCCAGGCGCUUCUGGAUGAACGAUGCAUGAACUUAUCUGAAAAGGAGGUUAUGGAUCUCUUUGAAAAGAUGAUGGAGGACAUGAAUCUUAACGAAGAACGGAAAGCUCCUCUAAGAGAGAAGGAUUUAUCCACAAAACGUGAGAUGGUUGUCCAGUACAUUUCUGCCACUGCUAAAUCUAUAGUCGGAAGUAAAGUUCCGGGUGGACUCAAAAAUAGCAAACAUGAAUGCACGCUGUCAUCUCAAGAGUAUAUUCAUGAGUUACGAUCUGGAAUUGCAGAAGAAAAACUUCUUAACUGCCUUGAAUCGUUGAGAGUGUCUUUAACCAGCAACCCAGUUAGCUGGGUUAACAAUUUUGGACAUGAAGGCCUCGGACUACUUUUGGAUGCCUUGGAAAGGCUUUUGGAUAAGAAACAACAAGAAAAUAUUGACAAGAAGAAUCAACAUAAACUCAUCCAAUGCCUUAAAGCUUUCAUGAACAACAAAUAUGGACUGCAGCGGAUUCUUGGAGAUGAAAGAAGUCUUUUACUUCUGUCAAGAGCGAUCGAUCCAAAACAACCGCAUAUGAUGACAGAAACAGUGAAAAUACUUUCUGCCAUUUGCAUUGUUGGAGAGGAAAGAAUUCUGGACAAGGUCUUAGGAGCCAUAACAACUGCUGCUGAAAGGAAUAAUAGAGAACGCUUCUCUCCAGUUGUUGAAGGACUGGAGAACCAUGAAUUCUUACAACUGCAGGUAGCCUGCAUGCAGUUCAUCAAUGCCCUUGUUACAUCUCCAGAAGAACUUGAUUUCAGAAUUCACUUGAGAAAUGAGUUUUUACGUUGUGGCCUGAAGAAAAUAUUGCCUGCCUUGAAAGAGAAGGAGAAUGAAGAGCUUGAUAUUCAGUUGAAAGUGUUUGAUGAGAGCAAAGAAGAAGACUUGAUUGAACUGUCGCAUCGUCUCAAUGAUAUCAGAGUUGAAAUGGAUGAUGUGAAUGAAGUAUUUCAAUUUCUGUAUAAUAUGUUGAAAGAUACUUCUUCUGAAAACCACUUUUUGUCAAUUCUACAACACUUCCUUCUCAUCAGGAAUGAUUACUAUGUCCGACCUCAGUAUUACAAGAUAAUUGAAGAAUGUGUAUCACAGAUAGUAUUGCACAGCAGUGGCAUGGACCCAGAUUUUAGUUGCCGAGGAAGAAUGGACGUAGAUUUUUCUCACCUUAUUGAUGCAAGCGUAGACAAAACUAAAGUAGAAGAGAGUGAGAAAAAAGCAGCAGAAUUUUCCAAGAAAUUUGAUGAGGAGUUCAUAGCUAGACAAGAGGCACAAGCAGCACUUCAGAAACGAGAGGAGAAAAUCAAAGAACUUGAAACAGAAAUCAAACGAUUACGAAGCCAGGUUCCUCCUCCAGCGAGUGUGAAUGUGCUGCCUUCUUCUGCAGCAUCUCUGCUACCCGGUGGAACAGUACCACCUUCCCCACCUGCUCUAUCCAGUGGGGUGGUUCCUCUGCCGCCGCCACCACCACCACCACUACCUGGUGGAGCUGCAAUUCCUCCUGCGCCUCCGCUACCUGGUGGAGCUGCAAUUCCUCCUGCGCCUCCGCUGCCUGGUGGAACAGUAGUUCCUCCUCCGCCUCCGCUGCCUGGUGGAGCAGCCGUAAUUCCUCCUCCGCCUCCGCUGCCUGGUGGAGCAGCCGUAAUUCCUCCUCCGCCUCCUCUGCCUGGUGGAGCAGCCGUAAUUCCUCCUCCGCCUCCUCUGCCUGGUGGAGCAGCCGUAAUUCCUCCUCCGCCUCCGCUGCCUGGUGGAGCAGCCGUAAUUCCUCCUCCUCCUCCGCUGCCUGGUGGAGCAGCUGUAAUUCCUCCUCCGCCUCUGCUGCCUGGUGGAACAGUAAUUCCUCCUCCGCCUCCGCUGCCUGGUGGAGCAGCAGCAGUGCUGCCACCACCGCCUCCGCUGCCUGGUGGAACAAUUCCUCCUCCGCCUCCACUGUUUGGUGGAGCAGUUCCUCCUCCACCUCCAUUGCCUGGUGGUGGAGCAGGGCCUCCACCUCCACCUCCUGGUGGGCCUCCAAUGGCACCAUCUCUUGGAAGUUAUCCAUUUGCUCCUGUUCCAGUGAUGCCAGCAUUACCACAUGGAAUGAAGGAGAAGAAAAAAUAUAACGUGGAAGUAUCUAUGAAGAGAAUCAACUGGUCCAAGAUUGAGCCUUACAAGAUAGCAGAAAAUAGCUUCUGGGUGAAAGCUGAAGAAAAUAAAUUUGAAAGCCCAGAACUAUUUGCAAGAUUGGCAGUCACCUUUGGAACACAAAUGAAAGCUAAAAAGGCAGUAGAAAAACAAGAAGAGAAGAAAACAGAACAGUCAAAGAAAAAGAACAAAGUAUUAAGAGUUUUGGAUGGAAAAACUUCACAAAACUUAUCAAUAUUUUUGGGUUCUCAACGUAUGCCUUAUGAAGAAAUAAAAAAUAUCAUUUUAGAGGUUAAUGAAGAGAAGCUGACUGAAACCUUUGUUCAGGCUGUAAUAAAGAAUCUCCCUGAACAGAAAGAAAUUAAUGCCUUAGCUGCAUUGCAGGAUGAAUAUAACGAUCUUGCUGAGUCAGAACAAUUUAUAAUCGUGAUGAGUUCAGUGAAACUGUUGAGGUCACGUCUCAAUGCAAUUCUUUUCAAACUUUCAUUUGAAGACCAUAUAAACAAUAUCAAGCCUGGCAUUAUGGCAGUUACACUAGCUUGUGAAGACCUGAGGAAGAGUGAAAGCUUUAGUAAGCUUCUGGAGUUAGUGUUGUUCCUUGGCAACUAUAUGAACACUGGCAGCAGAAAUGAACAGUCUCUUGGUUUUAACAUCACAUUCCUUUGCAAGAUUAUAGAUACUAAAUCAACAGAUCAGAAGACAACCUUACUGCAUUUUCUGGCAGAAGUGUGUGAGGAGAAUUAUCGAGAUAUCUUAAAAUUCACAGAUGACCUGCAGCACGUUGAGAGUGCAAGUAAAGUUUCAGACAAAACUCUUAAGAGCAACCUUGACUCGAUGAACAAACAGAUCCAACGCUUAGAAAGUGACAUUAAGAAUUUCCCUAAAACAGAAGAUGAGCAUGAUAAGUUUGUAGAGAAGAUGAGCGCCUUUGCUGAGAAUGCACGAGAGCAAUAUGACAAGCUGUCCUGCAUGCACAACAACAUGAUGAAAUUAUAUGAGAAUUUAGGAGAAUACUUUACUUUUGACGCCCAAUCAAUAAGCAUAGAAGAAUUCUUUGGUGAUCUGAACAACUUUAGAAUUCUGUUCUUGGAGGCGUUAAAAGAAAACAACAAAAGAAGAGAAAUGGAAGAAAAAAUGAGGAGAGCCAAACAGGCAAGAGAAAAGGCUGAGCAAGAUAGGCUGGAGAGACAGAAAAAGAAGCAACGGUUGCUUGAUAUGAACAAAGAAGGUGAUGAGACAGGAGUGAUGGAUAGUCUCCUCGAGGCCUUGCAGUCAGGAGCUGCAUUCAGAGAUCGUCGGAAGCGUGUACCACGAGAUAACAGACAAGUAUGUUUGGAAGACUCUCGUACUCGCCACAGUGGAACAAGACCAGCUCUAUGAUUCUUCUGAUGCCAAAGAAUUUAGUGAAUUGUUUUAUUUACAAUUACAUGGAUAUAUUUUUAACAGUUUAUCAUCUAAAUUGGCAAUGAUCACAAAAGAUACUGGUAUUGACUAAAUACAAAAGAUGUUUAAAUAAUUUUUUUUAGAUAAUCCACAUACUGUAUCUUAUUACCCCAACUACCAAGAUCUGUAAACAGUGUUUAACAGCAAGAUCUUAUUUUUUUAUGUUCUUUUUUUUUCCUUUUUCCUUUUUUCUUUUUUUCCUUUCCUUUUUUCUUUCUUUUUCUUUUUUUUUAAGCUGAUAAUUUAAAUGAAAGGAGUUGGGGGUUCCUUGAAAGUGCUUUAUAUGGCUACGAAAAUAGACCUUUGUUGAAAGAAUACAGAUGUGGAUUCCAUUUGCAGUUCUCGUUUGGACCUGAAAGGAAAAAAGUAAUAAAAUUGUAUGUUAAAAUUCAGAGAUGAGCUGAUGUACAGAAUCAUUUUUGUAACCAUAAAAAUGCAAUGCGUAGCCCCAGUGAGGUUGCUGGAAAUCUUUAUCGCUAUGUAAAGCCUGGUGGAUUCAGCAAUUUUGGCUGCAAGUAGGAUAUACCACAUAACUACACUUUUGGUGACGUUAAUGAUGUAUAAUUACUUAUCACUGCUAAAAAUAAAAAAAUAAAAAAAAAGAUAAAACAGAGCAUAGGAUUUUACCAAAAUUAAACGAUACUAUGGGCAGAAUAUGUUUUUAACUGAAUAUACGGAGAAAUUUUCUAAUUAUGAACUUAUAUAUUCUUUAUACAGAUAUUUGGGGAAAAUAUGAUUGUCCUAUUUUAAUUAUACUGAAAAUACCUUUGUGUAGGUUUUUAGAUACAGGCUACAUUAUGAAGCUAUUCAGAGCUGCCUCUGAGUUUUUCCUCUGUUUCUCAGGUAAAACAUGUAGCGGGAUCUCUGUGGUGGAUUUUAGUUCUAAGGGUUUAGCAGCUAAGAAUAAGUUUUCUACCUGGAGCACUAUAUAGCAGAGAACAAUGAUUGCAGCAAUCUGAUUUUUUUGGGAAACUCCUCCCAUUCUACUUUGUAUACAGCCCCUGCACUGCAGUACCUCAGGUGAGCAGUCAGCUCGGUAGCUGACACUGUCUAUGUUCUGCCACUCAAGGGGGAACUUAACAGUUCUCUUUUCUCCCCACACUCUAGUUGAAUGUACAGUGUGUUUUGGUGUUCAGGUCAGUCUUCACCAUCCUUUGUACUGAAGACUCAAUGCUUAUUUGGAUGAGAUGGAGGAUUUUAAGUGGGAGUUCCGUGGAACUACUCAUAUGUUGUUCAACUAUGGUAUUUUUUAAAAUGGGAUACAGUGUAGUAGAUGGCACUUAUUCUCAAAUUAUUGCUGAUUGAUGAAUUAGUAUGAAUACUUUUAUUGCCUGGGGUUAUGGGAAACUUCUUUUUUAAUGUUAUAUAAAGAAUAUUUGGAAGUCAUGUUAUUUUCUGUGCACAAACUGCUAGCUCUAGAGGAGCAUUUGAUACUGGGGCGGUGUAAUUUUGCACUACUGCUUGAGCCAAGCGUCUUUGUACAGUAGAUUCUUUUUGCUUAUCUGGUAAGAUACUUUAAAGACUAUCCAGCUACAUAGAGAUAAACAGUUACAAUUUCAAGCUAUGUUCAUAAAUAUACACUUACUCUAAGAAAAGAUAAAAGAUACAGCUCCUUAUCUGUCCAACUAUUGAUUUUUAAAAAAAAUUUUUUUAAAGAAAGGUCUUCAAAGGAUAUGGUUUUUACUCAUUGCUGCAUCACUAAACACAAGAAUGCAAAUGAAGCCUAGUGAAAUGUGUGCUGUCAAUUAAUACUCUACCUGAACAGGGGCUUUUUGUGUUUUUAGUAAUUAAGCAAAGACUUGUAUGGUACUUCAGAAAAAAAAAAAUGCAUGCAACAGGAUUCUGUUCUGUCUCUCAGUUCUUUCAAUAAGAGAUACAAAGAAUUAUAUUCUGUUUUGUGUAAGGUCAAUAUCAACCUUGUUCUCAACCAUAUUAAUUUUGCAGUUAUAAAAAUGUGCUUAAUGUGCAUAGCCAUUUUAAAAAGAUUAGGUGCAUAAUGUCAAUAUAAAUUUGUACUACAAUCAAUAGUGCAUUAAAAUUCAAAUUUUAAAAUGAGCAUUUCGGGAUUUAGAGAUAUUGAUAUCUUUAUAUGUGAAAACUCAACAGCUCAAAGCAGAAUCUUUAUACUGUAGCAGUAAUUAUUAGUGCACAAGUUUUUCAUUUCCAUGGCUGUAUUUUUUAAAAGGUCUGUAAAAGCUGACUGCCGAUUCUCAAGAACCAAAUCUUAGCAAAAAAAAAAAAAAAAAACAAAUCCAAAAGAACAUAAUCAUCUAAUACUUCUAUUUUACUACUAUUUUUUUCGUAUCUGAAACAUUUAUAUAAUUUAAUGGACAUAUCUGUUAGAACAAAAGUGUCUUUCAAAGGAAAACUAGUUUAGAGGAUAAUUUAUGUAAAUAUAGGGUGCUCGUAUUUAUGAAGUCUAAAAUAUUUUCUGAAAUUGAUGCUGGUCACUUUGUCUUUUGAUAGUUUUUUCAGUCUAUAUUAAAUUGCAGCUAUUUUUAAUGUUUUUAUUAUUGAUCUGAUUUUCAGAGUUGUCACGUGUUUCUCUAGAAGUGUAGAGUAGUAGCACCUUUUUCAGAAAUGCACUUGCCUUAUUUUCUAAUUUUAAAAAAAUGAAAUAUAUCAGUUAAAUUAUAUUUGUAUUCAGAAUAAUCCCAGAAAGAAAAUUGCUGGAGGCUUCAUACAUAAAUUUCUCGCUAAUUAUUUUUCACUAAAUGUCCUCUGAGACAUUACGUUAACAGUAUCCUAUCACAUCUGUUUGCAUUCACAUUUUACCAGUUAGAAGUAGUGAGUAUAUUUUUUUUAUGAUGUUACACUGUUUACAUUUCUUAGUUUAUUUAAGAGGAAAAUAAUUUUACCUUCGUAACGAAUUAAACUAAAUUUGCAAUUGACAUGGGAAUGAAUGGUUUAAAUCAUAUACAAAUAUACAUCUCUGUUGCUUAAAACUACUGGCUGAACUGAUCGGAAAUGUAAAGACACACGACAUUUUUGCUCAAGUUUGAUGCAGUUUGCUGAGAAAAAGUGCAAGACGAUUUGUCAUGUAUGUUUGUUUGUGAUUGAGCAAGUAUCUUUUCCCAGCACAUAAGUGAUGUUUGUUUUGUGUUAAGCAUAUUCUGAACUGAUGUUAAAGCCAAAACAAAAUUAGUGCCUCAGAGGGCAUUGACAAACACCUUCAGAAAGCAUUCCUAGAAAUACUUUUACGUAAUUUGUUCUGAUUUUAAACAACCAUAAUCAAUAUGGAAAAUGUUAUCUGGAGUUAGUAAUUCAUUUUUGAAAAUUUAGAGACAAUUGCAAACAUUCCCGUAGUUUUCUUCUGUAUUAUGCAAGCGGUUAUGAAUAUAUGUAUAUUUUUGCAUUUGUAUGUGUGGUAUAUGUACUACCUCAGAGAAAUGCUGUAAAAAAAAAAAAAAAAAAAAAAAAAAAGCCAACAUAUUUUGAUGAUUUCUAUCCAAACCACAGUUCAUCCGUGACCUAAUUCAAAUUCACUCCACAAUGUACAAAUGGUUUGCUAAACUGAGAAUCUGGCUGCGUUUUAGGUUUGGCUCUGGAAAUCUUCCUAUAGCUUUCGUUAAGAAAACUUCGCAGUGUUUUGCUUUGCAUCCCUCAGGCAAAUCAUGCUUUGAUGGGUGAAUUUCGUACAUCCUAUAUUGAGAAUAUAGGAAAUAUUUAAAGCUGGUAAUAGUUACAUGGAAGGAAACUAAUGUAAACUGCUUCUUAUCCAUUAAACAAAGGCUUGGCUGAGUUAUACUUCAGUAUUUGCCUUCUAACUGGUGAGAGGUCACCAUAACAAAUGCUAAGAGAAAAAGCAAUGUAAAGGUAGCUCAUCUCUUAUGUGCCAUAAUGUUACCCAUUUUGAUACAAGUGUUGUAAGAAACCUUCAUGUCCCACAGAGUGUAAAUAAUAAAAAUAAAAUCAAAGCAGAUAAAGCCAAAUCCCUCAGCUUUUUCAGAUCACAUACUGCUUUUGUGCACAAGGAAGAGACAUGUGUAAGCCUGUGUAUUCUGCAAGCUGUCACUAGGCACCCACUGAUUUCAUAAGAAAAAUGUUAAAGGAGAAAGAUUUGUUCUUGUAGUGCUUCUUUUAGUGCUAUUUGAGGUGAUACAUAUGCCACAGAAUGUGAACAAUAAUUGAUUACGGCUUAGUCAGUAUCAUGCGCCAUUUGGUUUCCCUUUUAGAAGUCAUAAGACUCCUGAUGCCAAAAAAAUGAAAGUGACAAAAUUCAUGCAUUUCUAUUUUUUAAUCAGCUCUGUGUUUGUAUGUAAUGUUUUAAAUAGGAAUUUGAUGACAUUACAGCCUGGCCAUUGUUUAUCCAUGUAUUCUGGAAACUGUAAUAAAGAUUAUGUACAUGA